CUCGUGGCGAACGGUUCUCUCGCUCUGAAAGAAGGAGGGGCAUGCGCGCUAACACGUCGUUACCGAAGCCACCGUGUGAUAGAGACGAGAGAAGUUCACGGAAAAGGGAUGAGCGGCUCGAUGUAGCGGAUUAUCGCUUGUCAAAGGUUGCGAGGCUCUGAAAGUUGUGUUAAAAGUUUCACGAGUAGCGUGUUGCUUUGAGGAUUUUAACUUUUGAACACGAAGACGCGACUCACGAGUCAUCGGGCAGUGCGUGUUUAUAUUCCUGUUAGAUAGCUACUGACAUGAAACAAGCCGACAAAUCGCGGUUUAGGCAAAUGUAAACAAAUUUAUUGCGAUGCGCUAUCGCUCCAGUUUGGUGUAGUCGAUUUGAUUUGUGUAGCCUAUUCGUGGGAAUUCAACACGGCGUUUUAAAGUUUUGCAUCAGUUUAUUUUUAACGCGUUAUUAUGGCUGAACACGAAAGUUUGGAGUUCGGCAAAGCGGACUUUGUUCUUUUGGACAAUGUGUCUUUGGAGGAGUUUAUGGCCAACCUGAAACUCAGGUUUGAAAAGGGUCGCAUCUACUCAUACAUUGGCGAGGUGGUGGUAUCGGUUAACCCUUACCGUGCCAUGAACAUUUACGGACGGGAUACCAUCGAGCAGUACAAAGGCAGAGAGCUGUACGAGCGCCCGCCGCAUCUCUUCGCCAUCGCCGAUGCUGCAUACAAAGCCAUGAAGCGGAGGAACAAAGACACUUGCAUUGUUAUCUCAGGGGAGAGCGGUGCUGGAAAAACAGAAGCUAGUAAAUACAUUAUGCAAUAUAUUGCUGCUAUCACCAAUCCCAGCCAAAGAGCAGAGGUGGAGAGGGUGAAAAACAUGCUGCUAAAAUCCAACUGUGUCCUGGAGGCUUUUGGGAACGCCAAGACCAACCGCAAUGAUAACUCCAGCCGAUUUGGCAAAUACAUGGAUAUCAACUUUGAUUUUAAAGGAGACCCCAUUGGCGGCCAUAUCAACAACUACCUGCUUGAGAAGUCCCGAGUCAUCUUCCAGCAGGAAGGAGAGAGAAGUUUUCACUCUUUCUACCAGCUGGUAAAAGGAGCUCCGGACACUCUGCUGCGGUCACUGCACGUUCAAAAAGAUCCCACAGCGUACAACUACAUAAAAGUCGGAGGCCAUAUAAGGUCAUCUAUAAAUGACAAUGCUGAUUUUAAAGCUGUCGCUGAUGCCAUGAAGGUGAUCGGCUUCACUGCAGACGAAAUACAGACCGUCUACAAGAUCCUGGCUACUAUCUUGCAUCUGGGGAAUCUGAAGUUUGGAUGCGAUGGAGAUGUGACUCUCAUCGAAAACUCUAAGCUAGUAUCGGUGCUGGGUGAAUUGCUGUCCACCAAAGAUGAGAAUGUGGAGAAGGCCCUGCUGUACCGCACUGUGGCCACCGGUCGUGAUGUCAUUGACAAACAGCACACUGAUAAAGAGGCCAGUUAUGGUCGUGAUGCCUUGGCCAAGGCCAUUUACGAGCGUCUUUUCUGUUGGAUUGUGGGAAGAAUAAAUGACGUCAUUGAGGUAAAAAACUAUGAUGCUCGGGUUCAUGGAAAAAAUACCGUAAUUGGAGUUCUGGACAUCUACGGCUUUGAAAUCUUUCAAAACAAUAGCUUUGAACAGUUUUGUAUAAAUUACUGCAAUGAAAAACUGCAACAGCUCUUCAUUCAGUUGGUGUUGAAACAAGAGCAAGAGGAAUAUCAGAGAGAGGGAAUCCCCUGGAAACACAUCGACUACUUUAACAAUCAGAUCAUCGUGGAUCUGGUGGAACAACAACAUAAGGGCAUUUUUUCUGUUCUGGAUGAGGCGUGUAUGAAUGUGGGCAAAGUAACAGAUGAGAUGUUCCUGCAAGCGCUCAAUGGCAAGCUGGCAAAGCAUGCGCACUUCACCAGCCGCACGCUUUCCCCCACUGACAAAAAUCUGGAGUUUGACCGAGACUUCCGAAUCCGCCAUUAUGCAGGAGAUGUGGCUUACUCAGUCGUGGGCUUCAUUGACAAAAACAAAGACACCUUGUUUCAGGAUUUCAAGCGGAUGCUGUACAACAGCUCAAACCCUGUGCUGAAAACCAUGUGGCCUGAGGGCAAGUUGAGCAUCACAGAGGUCACCAAGCGACCCCUGACCGCUGCCACGCUCUUUAAAAACUCUAUGAUCUCUUUAGUGGAGAACCUUGCCAGCAAGGAGCCAUACUAUGUACGAUGCAUAAAGCCAAAUGAUGUUAAGUCCCCGCUUCUUUUCGAACCCGAGCGAUGCAAGCACCAAGUGGAGUACCUGGGCCUCCUGGAGAACGUUCGGGUGCGGCGAGCCGGCUUUGCCAACCGACAGACCUAUCCACGGUUUCUUCAGAGAUAUAAAAUGAUCUCAGAGUUUACCUGGCCCAACCAUGACCUGCCAUCAGAUAAGGAGGCAGUAAAACGUUUGCUACAGGGUUGUGGUUUCGAGCAUGACGUAGCUUAUGGCAAUACCAAAGUGUUCAUCCGCACCCCUCGAACCAUCUUCAGCCUGGAGGAGCAGAGAGCAGAGAUGGUAAAGAGGAUCGUCCUCUUUCUGCAGAAGGUGUGGCGCGGGACACUGGCCAGAAUGCGUUAUCGUCGUAUGCGUGCUUCCCUCAUCAUCAUCCGGGCAUAUAGGCGUUACAAAGUUAAAUCAUACAUCCAAGAGGUCAACCGGCGCUUCAAAAACGUACGUGGCAUGAAGGAUCAUGGCAAGCAUGUGAAGUGGCCCACACCUCCCAAAGUCCUGCGCAAGUUUGAAGAGGCCCUGAGGAACAUUUAUAACAGAUGGUGGGCCUGGACGCUCAUUAAAGACCUGUCUCCAGAGGAAAUGCUUCAGAUUAGGGCUAAAGUUGCCACAUUUGAGUGUUUGAAGGGACAGAGAGCUGAUCUUGGACUGCACAGGACAUGGGAAGGCAACUACCUGAAACGGGACAGUCCUGGGACAGCAUCUUCCUUUACUCUUGUGUCCAGCGAACUGCAGAGGAAAGAUAAGUUCAUGAGAGUCCUCUUCUCCUGCAAUGUCCGCAAAAUCAAUCGCUUUAAUAAGGCAGAGGACCGGGCUUUGCUCAUCACUGAUCGACAUCUCUACAAAAUGGAUCCAGUAAAGCAGUACAAGCCCAUGAAGAGCAUCCCACUCUAUAAUGUGACCGGAGUGAGCGUUUCCCCCGGGAAGGACCAGCUGGUUGUCUUCCAUACCAAAGACAACCGGGAUCUAAUCGUGUGCUUGCAGGGCAUGGUGCCAGCGGGGGACAGCCGCAUUGGAGAGCUGGUGGGGACCCUUCUCAGCCACUUCAAAAGUGAGAAGAGGAAGCUCCAGGUAAACAUCGUCACCCCCAUUCAUUGUAGUAUGAAUGGAAGAAAGUGCACUGUCGUCGUGGAAACCAAGAUCAACCAGUCACAUCCAGACUUCACCAAGAACCGAUCAGGAUAUAUUCUUUCAGUGCCAGGCAACUAGAGGAACGGGUACACACAGCACCUAUCAACAGGACAUAACUAGUCACUAGUCAAAACUUCUGAGUUGAAUCUCAGAAUCAAAGCCAUACUUUUUUGCCUGAUUAAAGGCAAGGUGGAAAUAUUGUAUUUUUUUUUUAAAGUAGAAAAGUUUCUAUUCCCUACAUUUUUUACUUUAGCUCAGAUGACAAUGACGUAAAAAGAUUUACCAUAAAAGAAAAUUAUGCGCUAUGCAGAGUUUCAAAAAUAUCAAACUCUUGUUUUGAUAUAUUCUAGAGUUUUUCCUUCAUAUUUUGGUUUUGAUAAGUAGUUUGUUUGAGAAAGAAUAGCCAAUUUAUUGCACAGAUCACAAGUUGAUCGUAGGUUGUUGGAUAUGUUGAUCAUAUCCAUAAACAUGUUAAACACUCUCGUAAUUUAAACUUUUCUGCAUGUAUCUGGACAUUUAUAGCACAGGCAAAUAUACUGUAGUUAUCAUAUUGGUUAUUGAAUUGUAGCUCAUAUAAUGUGUUGUAUACGCUAUAUAUGAACACAACGUAGUCGUAUUUAUCUUGAAGUAGAAUCAGACAGACAGGAACACAGAGCGGAGGCAAUUUCUAUUUUUUAUGAUGGUGGUUCCUUUAUCAACGACCCUCUCUAAGGACACACCAGGAGAAAGACAGAUGAGUCUUGAUCAGUCCUCCAAUCUGAUUCUUUGGCAUAUAGGAUUAUUUAGCAGUCUGUUUCUACUGCAAUGAUGAGAUGCUUUUAUGUUUACAAAGACUAAAUUUAAAGUAGCACAAAGCCAUUCUUUAUACGAGCCAAAAGGACAAGAAAAUGUGUGUUUGGCAUAAAAAACACAUAUUGUAAGACAAGAAGAGAUUCAUAUUGCCUCUAUCGACAGUAACACUGCUUGACCCAAUUUAAAACUUCCGGUACUGAUUGAAAAAGUGCCAAACUGAAAAACCGACUGCUGUUCAAUUUCUUAGCAGAUGUUUGCAUAAAUCUGUUGUUUAUCGAUAACUGCUUCAAUGUCCGUGGCUGGUAGCUACCCAUUUAUUAGCUAUUCGUUUCUCAUGGCCAAAAACAUCACAAAGCAUCAGUAGCGUCUGUGAUGUACCUCUGUGUGUGUAUGGUGAUUAAAAUGAGAGCUAAUGCAUCUGAAACAGCGAACCGCCAUCUUGUAACAGAAGAUGGGCUAUAUAAAAACCAGUGGAGACCAAUGAUUUCUUUUUUCGAGGGCGCUUGAUGCAAAGUUCGUCACAACAUGUAUGUAGCCCGUCAUGUGUGUGGUUCCUUUUUUCAAAAUAUGUGUUCUGCGCGUCGAGAGAUCCUGUGUGCAUCACGUGUCUUGUCAAAAUAAGUGCCUGCUGCAGACGCGUCUAAAGGGUUUAUGAUAAAAGAGACGCUCGCGUUUGCCAGAUACUCUCAUAAUCUCAUGCAUAAUCAGAGUUUACGGUUAAAGGAGUAUCUUGCGUGUAUUUUGUGAACGUGAGCGUAUCUUUUAUCAUAAACGGUUUUGACGCGUGUGCAGCAGGCACUUAUUUUGACAAAACACGCGAUUCACAUGUUCACAUGGCGAUUCACAUGUGUCAUUCACAUGACGCAGCAAACACAUAUUUUGAAACUCCGAACCCCUAAUUUGAAUUUGCGCCCCUGAUAAAAACUGGAAAAUGCAAGUUUGGUUUUUAUUCUUUCCCAUUUUCUGCACUAGCAUUUGUUUGUGUGCUGUGCUGCUCGCAUCUAAACUGAUUCCCAGCUUAAAAUGCUUUUGCAUAGGAAGCCCAUCUUGUUGCACAGUGCCACACUCCCUCUCUCUGCACACUGUAAUCCUUGAUCGCCCUGUCCCUGAAUUCUCUCUCUUGACUAUUAGCCUGGAUCACUGAAGUGUGUCAGUAAAAGCAGAAAAACACAAAGUGCUGCUGGGAAGAUAGUCAGACUAUGUACUGCCACAGGACAGACACACUGGCAGAUUCUUUCUUAUCGGUCAGAAAUUGUUGGUAGUCUCUUAAAACUUUGCCAGGAAGGUGAAGGUCAAAACAAUAAAUGUGUGUUGAUGUUGUUUUUUACUGUAAAAGGGUAUUUUAAAUAUUUCGAUACAUCAUUUGAGGCAUACAGAUGUAUGAAUGCUCUGUUUUACAGAAUUACAGGAAAUUGAUAAAUAGGACUUGUUUAGCUUUAGAUCAUACUUUUUCUGUCUUUUUUGUUCUCUGUUAUGGUUAUUUAAAAUUAUCGAUUCUUUCCUCUUGUCAUAAACACCACAAAUGCCAUUUAAAGGGAUAGUUCACCCAAAAAAUGAAAAUUUGGUCAUCAUUUUCUCACAAAAAAUUUUUGUUCUGAUGAAUACAAAGGAAGAUAUUUUAAGGAAUGU
Misgurnus anguillicaudatus (oriental weatherfish) is the source of this 5805-nucleotide messenger RNA. NCBI's taxonomy places the organism in Eukaryota, Metazoa, Chordata, Actinopteri, Cypriniformes, Cobitidae. The record is from RefSeq and is a predicted model, not a curated record.